AUGUCUUCUUCAACAUUUGUUCAAGAAAACCAUGUUAAGGGUGACGGCAUUUUGCAUCUUCCAGUGGACAAAGAGAUUGAACAUCUUAUUAGAACUGAUAAGGACUUAAAUAUUACUCGAGCAAUUCAGGCUCCUGCUUUUUCAACUGGUCAAGACAUCGAGGGUUUGAACCUUUUGCCAAAAAGUACCAGGAAAAGAUUGGAAGAUGACAACAUUGAUCUGUCCAGAGGAUAUCCAGAAAUUCCGCCUAGAUCCGAAAUACCAGUUUACCUUGAUCAGGCCUUUGCUAUUAGAAAUCAUGAGUUACCAUACGUUGAACGUGGUAAAGGAGCUGAUCCGGAAACAAAAUCUUUACUCAAGGCAGCUACUGGAAUUCAUGAUCUGACUAAACAUAUUGGAACCGAAAUUGUCGGUCUUCAGUUAAAGGAUUUAACUGAUAAGCAAAAAGACGAACUUGCACUCUUGGUUGAAAAAAGGGGUGUCGUUUUUUUCCGUAACCAAAAGCUUCCUCCUAGAAAGCAGAAGGAACUUGGUGAAUAUUGGGGUAAUGUUGAAGUUCACCCACAAGCACCUCACGUUCCUGGACUACCGGGCGUUACUGUUAUCUGGGUUGAUUAUUGGCAGAAAAAAGGAAUGGACAUCAACUUUAAGAACUGUAAUGAUGGUAAUUUCGAUAUCGUUAGGUACGGUUCCGUCGGUAACCAAGCAUGGCAUACCGACUUGGUUCAUGAAAAGCAACCGGCUGGAAUUACACACCUUCAUUUAGAUGCUAUUCCUGAUGUCGGUGGUGAUACAAUGUGGGCUUCUGGUUAUGCUGCUUACGACAAGCUUUCGGAAGAAAUGAAGAAGUUUUUGGAUGGCAAGAAAGCAGUCUAUACUUCCUACAAUAAGUAUGUGGACAGGGCAGAUCCUUUCGGUGAAAACAGAUUUAUUGAACGAAUUCAUCCAAUAGUCAGAACCCAUCCAGCUACUGGAUGGAAAUAUUUGUUUGUAAAUAGAUCUAUGACCAAGAGAAUUGUCGGUUUGACUCCUGUGGAAUCUGAUGUUAUUUUGAAUUAUUUAUUUGACGUUUACGAAAAGAAUGCUGAUAUUCAAGUUAGAUUUAAUUGGAAAUCAGACCCAGGUUACGGUACCUCGGCUAUUUGGGAUAACAGAUCUACUCAGCAUCGAAAUAUUUGGGAUCAUGAAGGUUUGGAGCCAAGACAUGGUACGAGGGUCACAUCUUUGGCGGAAAUUCCUUACUUUGACCCAAAUUCAAAAUCUCAACGAGAGGCAUUGGGAUUGCCCAUUACAGCUGAUAAAUAA
This is a messenger RNA of Brettanomyces bruxellensis, 1305 nucleotides long. RefSeq lists its product as uncharacterized. NCBI's taxonomy places the organism in Eukaryota, Fungi, Ascomycota, Pichiomycetes, Pichiales, Pichiaceae. The transcript has a single exon. The record is from RefSeq and is a predicted model, not a curated record. Gene Ontology annotation, cellular component: cytoplasm. Gene Ontology annotation, molecular function: 2-oxoglutarate-dependent dioxygenase activity. Bases 1 to 1305 code for a protein of 434 amino acids.